AUGGAAGAGGCCGUUGCCGCUUUGCGACAAAAUGGUAUGCUCGAGUACCAGGCAAACUGUGUAUCAGAUGGGUUACGUGGAUUAAGUAUUCAGAUAGAGCAAUUGCCAGAGUGUGCUAGAAGGGCUGAACAUCUCAAGUACUCCAUCUUAAACGUACCAGAUCUAGCCGAACUGUUGAAAGCUAACCCCCUGAAUGUCUUGGACUUGAAAUGGUUUGUGAAAGACCUUGAAGCUCACGUAAAUACUUGGAAACCUCUUCUCGAUACAGCCAGUCUUAGAAUCAACUUCAUUGCGAUAAUCAUGGCGAUCAUUGGCAGCACCGUUAAGCAAGUUGAGAUUCCAAGCUUCGAUUAUAAGGUUCCACGCUAUCUCAUGUUUUAUGUGUAUUUUUCUUUGCUUUGGUGGUCUUUUAAAGACUCUUAUUUUGGUUCUUUCCUUGGAGGAGUCGUCCAUAGGCGUUUGUCUUCACUCAAGAAAUCCUUGUCCAACACAUUGGGAUCCGAAGCACACUGGAAUAGAAUUGGCUAUAAGACAUCCGUAUUCUGGGAAUUUUGCAGGAGAAAUUUCCCAGGGUUUCCCACUUGUGGUAUUCUUGUCUUUGCUUGGUACAUCAUUUUAGUGUGCUGGGCCUUUGCCAUGCUGAUGUUCGUGUUGGUGAAGGGAAGGUUUACUGACCAGUCCACCGUGAAUACGACUUUAGAAGGUGGAUACAUCUCAGUUGAAGCAAGUGAAGAAAGAGAUACUUGCAGCAAUUCUCCCUUGUUGACUCAGGAUCCGACAGACACCGUUUUGGAAAAGGAAGACGUGCUCCAAAUCUCUCCCACCGAGUCAGAAAGUGACACCAAUGGCGAAUAA
Candidozyma haemuli is the source of this 855-nucleotide messenger RNA. RefSeq lists its product as uncharacterized. Lineage: Eukaryota; Fungi; Ascomycota; Pichiomycetes; Serinales; Metschnikowiaceae. The record is from RefSeq and is a predicted model, not a curated record. The coding region runs from base 1 to 855 and encodes 284 amino acids. The transcript has a single exon.